Chelonoidis abingdonii (Abingdon island giant tortoise) is the source of this 976-nucleotide messenger RNA. Lineage: Eukaryota; Metazoa; Chordata; Testudines; Testudinidae. The record is from RefSeq and is a predicted model, not a curated record.
CCUUCCUCCUCGGUGGCGCAUGCGUCCCGGCUCCGGGGCUGCUCGUCGGGCCAGCGGAGGGAGGGAGCUGCCGGCAGCGCUCGGGUGCCGCCGCCUGUUGCACCAGCGCCCCGCGCCGCCAGCCAUUGUCCCCCGCUCCCAGCCGCUGCAGGAGGCCAAGCCGACCCGCCCGCGGGGACCCUUAUAUCGCUUUCUGCUGCGAUUCUCUCUUCUUGACUUGGAGGUCUUGAAAGAAGCUGCACGCUGCUGCAUGCAGUUACAUGUUCGGGUCAUGAAACUUAAUCCACAGCAAGCUCCGUUAUAUGGUGACUGUGUUAUUACAGUACGGCUGACUGAAGAAACUGAACUUGAAGAUGAUGUAGUGUUUUACUUGGUGUUUACUGGCUCCGCUGUCCAACACUGCACAAGCACUAGAAAAAUUAAUCAUGGGACAUUGGAGACCAUUGCUCCUGGCCAUGACUGCUGUGAGACAGUGAAGGUGGCACUUUGCGCUGCCAAGGAAGGGCUUCCUGUUCUAGUGGUGGCAGAGGGAAGUUUUCAGUUCAUUCAGGAUGAGGCCUAUGAUGCAGCUCAGUUCCUAGCAACCUGCGCUGGAAACCAGCAAGCACUGAACUUCACAAGAUUCCUGGACCGGUCAAGGCCUCCCUCUGGGGAUGUGGAUUUUCUGGAUGAGAAAGUGGUUUUGGCAUUUCGGCAUCUGAAACUGCCAGCAGAAUGGAAUGUAUUGGGAAAAGACCAGACGCUUAAUGGUGAGAACUAGUAGCAACUGAGUAAUGUGUGUAUGUAUGAAAGAGAGAGGAUCACUGCAUGUGUUGCAAUGUUUCUGUUGUGGAGAGCUCCUCUGAUGUGUGAGGGGAUUCUCCAGCAGAUAGAUCAAGAACCUGGGCUUUCAGCUUUAGCCAUGCUGAAGAUGCCCUGGUGCAACUUUCCCCAAACCUCAUGCAUAUCCACAGAGUUUGAAGCAGGGCUGUCUCUU